AUGUUGCGGCAGCUCAACAUGGACACAGUGCGGCAAAAUUUCUGGAAGGAGGAAUAUCUGCGGGAGAAGAUGUUGCGCUGUGAGUGGCACCGCAAAUACGGGUCGAUGGUGAAGGCCAAGCAGAUGGCUAAGGCUGCAGCCCGCCUGCCCCUCCAGCUGCCUACCCUGCACCCCAAAGCUCCACUCUCACCCCCACCUGCCCCCAAAGUAGUCCCUUCCAAGGCCCCCAGCCCUGCCCCAGAGGCUCCUUUUCAGUCAGAAAUGUACCCGGUGCUGCCUGCCACCCGGGCCUUGCUGUAUGAAGGCAUCUCCCACGACUUCCAGGGGCGCUACCGCUACCUCAACACCCGGAAACUGGACAUGCCAGAGACGCGCUACCUCUUCCCCAUCACCACCAACUUCACAUAUGGCUGGCAGCUGGGCCCCGCAGUGAAGCAAGAACUGGUCUGCAAGAUGUGCCGCAUUGAGUCAUUCUUCCGCAAGAACGGGGCCUUCGCGCUGCUGGACCCCCGGGACCUGGCCCUCUGACUGUGGGCCAGGCGACGUUCUUAGGAGAGGGAAGAAGAAAUAACAGGCCUCCUGGUGGGGCAAAGCUGCUGUGUGUGUCUGUGUCUCUGCUCUCCCGCGCCCUAAGGCUGCAUUCUGGGCCUUUCCGAAACUACCUCUGACUUGCAGGUUGCCUCUUGCUUUUUCCUUAACUCCCAUCUCGUUAAUCAUCCCUUUGAGUACCCAGCAAUGACCAGAGGGGCUGGGAA
Molecule: messenger RNA, 755 nt
Organism: Galeopterus variegatus (Sunda flying lemur)
Lineage: Eukaryota; Metazoa; Chordata; Mammalia; Dermoptera; Cynocephalidae
Gene: SPMIP1
Exons: 2
Coding region: 1-528 (175 amino acids)
Source: RefSeq, a predicted model, not a curated record